This is a messenger RNA of Acomys russatus (golden spiny mouse), 1312 nucleotides long. Its product is annotated as glycine N-acyltransferase. Gene Ontology annotation, cellular component: mitochondrion. The transcript has 7 exons. NCBI's taxonomy places the organism in Eukaryota, Metazoa, Chordata, Mammalia, Rodentia, Muridae. Gene Ontology annotation, biological process: glycine metabolic process. Gene Ontology annotation, molecular function: glycine N-acyltransferase activity; glycine N-benzoyltransferase activity. Bases 284 to 1210 code for a protein of 308 amino acids. The record is from RefSeq and is a predicted model, not a curated record.
UCUGACAGGCAGAAGUUUUGUCAACAUGCUUAGAGCAAGGUCCACAUUUCCUGCCUCAGUUCAGUUAAUCUCUGGAAGAGAGGCAUCAAAGCUCAUUCACUCUUCAGUUUUUCACUGAGCCUGCUGUAUCCGAAGGGACCGUCUUCUCCCAGAGGUUCAUUUUUUACGAAGACUGUUGAGGCAGCUUUCCAGUGUGGAUACAGUGGGACCAACUGCCUCAAGUUUCCACUGCUGUGACCUCCCUGCCAUGAGGGACUGUACCUUGAACAGCUAAAGUGUCCUCAUGAUUGUCCCUCUGCAAGGUGCACAGAUGCUACAGAUGCUGGAGAAAUCUUUGAGAAAGUACCUUCCUGGGUCCUUAAAGGUGAUCUUAGAAAAUUCUAAGGGCAGCAAGAAGAAAGUUUAUGGAACCAUCUAUCACAUGAGCCAUGGAAACCCAUUCAACCUAAAAGCUUUAGUCGACAAGUGGCCUGAUUUUAACACAGUGGUUGUCCGUCCUCAAGAAAAGGACAUGGCAGAUGACCUUGAUUACUACACCAAUACUUACCAAAUCUACUCCAAAGACCCCCAGAACUGUCAGGAAUUUCUGGGCUCCUCAGAAGUUAUCAACUGGAAACAGCAUUUGCAAAUUCAAAGUUCUCAGACCCAUCUGAAUGAGGCAAUACAAAAUCUUGCAAACAUUCGAUCUUUGCAAGUCAAACACUCAGAAAACAUCCUUUAUGUGUCACCAGAGACCAUCAAGAACCUGUUCCCUUCUUUUCUGGAUGCAAAGAAUUUAUCACCAGCUAGUGGCAAGCCUAAGGCCAUCAAUCAAGAUAUGUUCAAACUUUCAUCCUUGGAUGCUACCCAUGCUGCCUUGGUGAAUAAAUUCUGGCUUUUUGGUGGAAAUGAGAGGAGCCAGAGAUUCAUCGAGCGCUGUAUAAAGCAUUUCCCAAGUUCCUGUGUCCUGGGGCCUGAGGGAACCCCUGCAUCCUGGACCCUAAUGGACCAAACUGGAGAGAUGCGAAUGGGAGGCACCAUACCUGAGUACCGGGCCCAAGGUCUUGUCUCAUUUGUUGUCUAUUCACAAGAGCAGACUAUGAAGAAACGUGGCUUUCCUGUUUAUUCUCAUACAGACAAAAGUAAUACAGCCAUGCAAAAAAUGAGCUACUCACUGCAGCAUGUCCCCAUGCCCUGUGCUUGGAACCAAUGGAAGUGUGUGCCUGUGUGAAGCUGGCCUUGAACACAAGAUGGCGUUGGGUGGGCCCGGGCAUGUAAUGGGAUGGUGGACAAAGAGUGGAGGUGACCAAAAAGAAAGAAUAAAUGGUAACCA